This is a messenger RNA of Notodromas monacha, 1491 nucleotides long. NCBI's taxonomy places the organism in Eukaryota, Metazoa, Arthropoda, Ostracoda, Podocopida, Cyprididae. The record is from the annotation of a GenBank genome assembly.
AUGCCGAUUCACGAGUUCGGUCAAACGACUGUCCAAGUUCCGUGUGACCCGUCGAUAGGACGCGGGCAUUUCAUGGGAAUGUCGACGACGUCGGGUCCGGACGCGUCAACGACAGGGUCGACGUGUGUUGACUCGUCACCAACGCACCAGUCUGUCACCAGCACCAUGGGUUUCCUGAGUGAUUCCGCGUCAGCUACUCCUUCUCGUGUCGACGGUCGUCGGAGCAAUAAGCCGGUCAUGGAAAAGAGGCGCCGUGCGAGAAUCAACACAUGCUUGACAGAUCUCAAGUCGCUUAUUUUGGACGCCAUGAAAAAAGACCCGUCCCGUCAUUCAAAGUUGGAGAAAGCCGACAUUCUGGAAAUGACCGUCAAGCACUUGCAGAACGUGCAACGAGCCCAACUGGCCCUGGCCGUGGCCCGAGAUCCCCGGGUGCUGGGCAAAUUCAAAACCGGGUUCGCCGAGUGUGCAACGGAAGCCAGUCGGUACAUGACCCGGAUCGAGGGUUGCGACACGGGGCUGCGAACCCGCAUGUCCACCCACUUGACAGCCUGUGUGGCCGGGUUGCAGUCACUCACGCCGCUGGCCUUCACCGCCAUGGCGGCGCCGAGUCUGGCGGCGGCCAACGUGAACAUCCCGACUGGCGUCCUGCUGCAGCAAGCAGCCGCCAACUCGGGACACGCGUCUGCUACUGCUGCUAACGAUCGAGUAGCUGUUAAUCCUGCGAUUGAAAUUCCUGUGUUGAAAUCAUCUGGGGAACUCCCAGCAGAAACAUUUGGCUUGAUCUCGACAGCAGUGAAUCUUUCAGAACCCGCACCAGAAGCAUCUGCAGUAGCUGCAAAGCUCCUUGGGAAUCUUCAAAACGUCAUCGCCAGCCGCCUUCCAACCGGAGAAAUCGCCCUGGUGCUCCCACAUCCGUCGUCCAUUUCCAGCAAACCAAGCGCGACCGAACGCGUCGACGGCACCCCUGACGACGAUACGAUUGACACCUAUGACGAUGAUGAAAUUGACAAGACUGAACGAAUGCGUAUUCUUGACCGAGAUGUCGCUGCUCGGAAGCGCCUCGAAUAUGAAAGCGCAUCUACAUGCCGGAAUACCACGCCAGCGUCUCUUAUUGUGACAGCUACUGCUGGUCCUUGUGACCUACGGACUUCGAAAGCCAGUGCUUUCACGACAGUCAUUCCUCGACGGGACGUCAUCGACACGCAUCACAAUAAUGGCAACAACAACAAUGACGAGGAUGAGAAGAUUUCUGGUUCGGGUCAGGUGUCAGGACCCGAGGAUUUGUCUUUGAAACCCAAACGCCCUGACACAUCACAAGUGUCUUCAGUUGAUGCCUCUGCAUCGUCGUCAUUGGGUCCAAACAAGCGGAAAUUCGUGUCUGAACCUGUUUUAACGGCGAUGAAGGAUGUUGAUCAUGCGAAAGCUACGAUGUGGAAGAAAGGUCGUCGCAGUGACGGAGAUGUUCCUGACAGCAUGUGGAGACCUUGGUAG